CACAGAGCAGAGCAGAGGGAGAGGAGAUCCAGUAGUGGCUGAGAGAGAGAUAGAGAGAGAAGAUAGAAGCAGGGAAGGGAGUGGAGCAUGAGAGCUGAGCUGUGAACAUACUGGAGAACAUAAAUCUUGUUGACUUUUUAGUCGGUAGUUGGAGCAUCAGGACAGGAUGGCUGUCCUGCAUCUGUGCAGUCUGCUGCUGCUGCUCAUGGCUCCUGUUCAAGGCCAAUGGUGGGGUGUGUUCUGGGGGAAAGCACAGGACAUGACCACACAGGCCCCCACCACCGAGGUCCCCACCACCACCACCAAGGUAUUUUGGACAAUGGAAGGGACAGAGGUGGGCACCCAGACGGAGGUGUACACUACUGCACCUGUUCAGAGUACACUUCUACAGAGCACACAGGAGCCUGCAGGUGCUGGAACAACAGAGAUCAAGCCCAAGGCUAAGAAAAUACCUCUGAAAAUGUGGAAGAGUCGUGGUAAGUUAUUCUGUGCUGUGCAGGAGUCGAGGAACACCUGGAGUGUGCUGGAUGAUGUAGUUUUUUCAGGUUAAUUUCCGUUUGGGAUUCUGUCCAAAAAAGUGGUCUUUAUGUUGUGUUUAAAUAACAACAGUUCUGCUACUGGUUCUGCACUUGGCUUGCACGUUCAAUUAAACAGAACCAAUGCUCUGUGAGUUCUCAGUCAUCGACUUAGCAUAAUGCUGUAAAAACUUCCCCUGAAGGAAUCUAAAGGCCCUGACAAUGUGGCAGCUGUGGAGCUAUGGACUCAUGGUGGUUCAUAAUUUUUGUUAAAGUAGUCUCAAGCUGAUACUUGUAGUGGGAUCAUGACAGAGAUUAGGUAGUGUGUUCCCUCACAGCCUGCUCAAGCUUACUGAGCAUGGCUACGCUUUUUUAACUUGUCUAAUUGAGGCUGUGCAUUGCUGAGGGGAGCAGGUUUCCUGCUAGCCCCUUGGUUUCCAAAGUAAAUCCCUAUCACAUGAUAUUAAAAUAAUAGGAUUAGGGCCAAGAGCCUUCCUGGAACCUGGGGAAAAUGUGGUCCGAGAAGUGUGAGAAUUGUUUCAGAGCCUGCGCUGGGCUGGGUUGUGCGGUGAGAGAGCGAGAGUGGGGAAUGGGGCACAGACGGAUGGGUGAGGUACGGGAGGGAGGACUGAUAUCAAGAGGCUGGAGAUGAGAGGAGCGAUACAACAUUUUCAUAACUGAGAUGGAUGGGGCACCGGUUAUAGGGAAAUCCAUUUCCAAAAUACUGUAUGUCUGAUGUCUUGCCUGACUAGAAGAAUUGGGGGCUAAAUCAUCAUUCAGUAAACUCCGAGAAAAUCACUGGACAAAGAGGACAAAGUUGUAUCCACAUUCUGCAAGCUCUCUCUGAACAAAAUGUGUUGUUAACUCUUGUCUCUCCUGUCUAUUCCUCUGUCUGAGCUGUACUGUAGGUGUUACGCUCUGACAUCUUCUCUCCACAAUGUUAAUGUGUCUGUCUGAGGAGGAUGUCUGUCUGUCGAUCCAGCUUUGAUAAUUGCCGGCCAUAAACAGUAACUCACGCUCCCAGACAUCCACUCAGUAUGGCAACCUACUUAUAGAACUUUAGACAGUUCACACCAUUCACCUGUAUGUUAUUAGCAUUACUGUGUUGCUAUGCUAAAACAGGCAGGGUUUUCAUUGAGGACAUCAGAUAUAUGUUUGUAUAUAAAAUACCAGUCAAAGUUUGGACACACCUACUCAUUCAAGAGUUUUUCUUUAUUUUUACUUUUAAUAGUGAAGAAAUCAAAACUAUGAAAUAACACAUAUGGAAUCAUGUAGUAACCAAAAAAGUGUUAAACAAAUCAAAAUAUAUUUUAUAUUUGAGAUUCUUCAAAUAGCCACCCUUUGCCUUGAUGACAGCUUUGCACAAUCUUGGCAUUCUCUCAACCAGCUUCAACUGGAAUGCUUUUACAACAGUCUUGAAGGAGUUCCCACAUAUGCUGAGCACUUGUUGACUGCUUUUCCUUCACUCUGCGGUCCAACUCAUCCCAAACCAUCUCAAUUGGGUUGAGGUCGGGUGAUUGUGGAGGACAGGUCAUCUGAUGCAGCACUCCAUCACUCUCCUUCUUGGUAAAAUAGCCCUUACACAGCCUGGGGGUGUGUUGGGUCAUUGUCCUGUUGAAAAACAAAUGAUAGUCCCACUAAGCGCAAAACAGAUGGGAUGGCAUAUCGCUGCAAAAUGCUGUGGUAGCCAUGCUGGUUAAGUGUGCCUUGAUUUCAAAAUAAAUCACUGACAGUGUUACCAGCAAAGCACCAUCACACCUCCUCCUCCAUGCUUCAUGAUGGGAACAACAAAUGUGGAGAUCAUCCGUUCACCUACUCUGCGUCUCACAAAGACAGCAGUUGGAACCAAAAAUCUCAUAUUUGGACUCAUCAGACCAAAGGACAGAUUUCCACCGGUCUAAUGUCUAUUGCUCGUGUUUCUUGGCACAAGCAAGUCUCUUCUUAUUAUUGGUGUCCUUUAGUAGUGGUUUCUUUGCAGCAAUUCGACCAUGAAGGCCAGAUUCACGCAGUCUCCUCUGAACAGUCAAUGUUGAGAUGUGUCUGUUACUUGAACUCUGUGAAGCCUUUAUUUGGGCUGCAAUCUGAGGUGCAGUUAACGCUAAUGAACUUAUCCUCUGCAGCAGAGGUAACUCUGGGUCUUCCUUUCCUGUGGCAGUCCUCAUGAGAGCCAGUUUCAUCAUAGCGCUUGAUGGUUUUUGCGACUGCACUUUCAAAGUUCUUGACAUUUUCCAGAUUGACUGACCUUCAUGUCUUAAAGUAAUGAUGGACUGUCAUUUCUCUUUGCUUAUUUGAGCUGUUCUAGCCAUAAUAUGGACUUGGUCUUUUACCAAAUAGGGCUACCUUCUCUAUACCCCCCUACCUUGUCACAACACAAAUGAUUGGCUCAAAUGCAUUAAGAAUGAACUUUUAACAAGGCACACGUGUUAAUUGAAAUGUAUUCCAGGUGACUACCUCAUGAAGCUGGUUGAGAGAAUGCCAAGAGAGCGCAAAGCUGUCAUGAAGGCAAAGGAAGAAUCUCAAAUAUAAAAUAUAUUUUGAUUUUUUUAACACUUUUUUUGGUUACUACAUGAUUCCAUAUGUGUUAUUUCAUAGUUUCGAUGUCUUCACUAUUAUUCUACAAUGUAGAAAAUAGUAAAAAUAAAGAAAAACCCUUGAAUGAGUAGGUGUGUCCAAACUUUUGACUGGUACUGUAUUUCUACCGAGUUGUUUUACGUGAACUUCUGAAAGAUCUUUCUCUGAUCCCACUAAUAGAUUGGCUUGGUUGUGGUAGUCUGGGUUGUGUGACUCAGUCAGUGUUUGUGUGAGGCUACAUGUUGUGGGAGGCAUUUGUUCCGAGUGGAGGAUGUUCAAACACUACCACCCUCCUCCCUAAUUGGCAUGUCUUUUUCCACUUUACUAAUUUGAUGAAUUACAGACACAAUCAGAGACCAUGUCUCGUCUGUGGGCGAAGAGGCCCACUGAUGUGUAGAGGAGGGUUAACACUUGACAAGACUGAGGGGAAAUCAAUGGCCAAGAGGUUACCUCGUGGAAUGUUGGGGUGAGAGUGUUCGCCAAGGGAGAUGAACUGCAUGUGGGGGAGAAUGGAGAGAAUGUGAUCUACCAGUAUCUUUCUCCGCUAAGCCCUGUCUCUACACCACGAUGAAAGGCCCCUCAACCCCAAUUAAAGGCUUUACGCCAAGUGUCUGUAGGUUAUGUUGGACAGGGUAAAAAGAUUGAGGGCAAUGAGCCAUUGGUGAACGUUUGACUCAUUAGGGGGUCGUUAGGCUCAGUGAUCAGGAUAGAUGGGUUUGGGAGACCCUGGCCACAUCGGUUAUGGUAGUAUGAGAUAUCAGUCCUAUACUGUGCUUGCGCUCUUUGGGAUAGUUUCCAGGACACAGUUUAAGCCGAGUGCUGUACUACCCACAUGAAAAAAUACUAUAGUAUACUUUGGUAUAAAUACUAUAGUAUUCACUGUAGUGUUUUUGCGGAAUUUACUGUAGUAUACUGUAGUAUUUACAGUUAACUAUAGUAAAAUAAAACUACAGUAUAUACUAUAGUAAUUAAUGUCGUGUUUUUGUGGAUUGAAGUAUACUGUAGUAUUUACGAUAGUAUUUUUGCAGACUGUACUAUACUGUAGUAUUUACUGUAGUGUUUUUGUUUUAUCUUUGACAUACUGGAGAAAUACUAAAAUAGCACAUUUUCCAUAACCUGUAGGUAGGUAGGUAGGUAGAUAGGUAGGUAGGUCGGUCUGGGAUCUGAACAGAUAGUUCAGCGCUUCUGCUGUUUUCUAUAAUCUGUAGGGAACACAAUAUAUGGUCUAUACUUGGCAUGUAGGUUUCUCACUAAUGGGUGGCACAAAUUGCGAUAUGGGGAGGGGAACGGGCAGUGUAUAGUAAUUACUAUAGUAAUUAAUGUAGUGUUUUUGUGGCUUGAAGUAUACUGUAGUAUUUAUUGUAGUGUUUUUGCAGACUGUAGUAUACUGUAGUAUUUACUGUAGUGUUUUUGUGGACUGUAGUAUACUGUAGUAUUUUGGGUGGCACAAAUUGUGAAAUGUGGAGGGGAAUGGGCAGGGUAUAUGCAAAUUAAAUACUGUGUUUUUCUGGACAUUACUGUAGUAUUUACCAGAGUGAUUUUUUGUGGCUAAUACUAUAGGAUUUACUGUAGCAUUCCACAGUAUACUACAACAUUCUAUAGUAAGCACUACACAUGAUCGAGAGAUACUACAGUGUGUAGUAUAUUAUUCUACAGUACACUACAGUUUACUAUAUAAUUCUAUAGUACGUACUGUAGUAUUCUAUUGUGAACUGUAAUAUAUCUUCAUCUAUGUAAAAAGUAUUUUCAAUGUAGAAUUUCCAUUGAAAGUGCUUUUUAGUCCAGGACUAGGCUUAAUCUGUGUCUGGGAAACCCUACCUUUGUGUUCUAUGCAUAAAACCAUAUAAUAGUGAUUGUGAUGAUAGCCAGGGACUGAUCAAGGUCAGGUGACAGCACAUACACUACCGGUCAAAAGUUUUAGAACACCUACUCAUUCAAGGGUUUUCUUUAUUUUUUACUAUUUUCUACAUUGUAGAAUAAGAGUGAAGACAUCAAAACUAUGAAAUAACACAUAUGGAAUCAUGUAGUAACCAAAAAAGUAUUAAAGAAAUCUAAAUAUAUUUUUUAUUUGAGAUUCUUCAAAUAGCCACCCUUUGCCUUGAUGACAGCUUUGCACACUCUUGGCAUUCUCUCAACCAGCUUCACCUGGAAUGCUUUUCCAACAGUCUUGAAGGAGUUCCCACAUAUGCUGAGCACUUGUUGGCUGCUUUUCCUUCACUCUGCGGUCCGACUCAUCCCAAACCAUCUCAAUUUAGUUGAGGUCAGGGGAUUGUGGAGGCCAGGUCAUCUGAUGCAGCACUCCAUCACUCUCCUUCUUGGUCAAAUAGCCCUUACACAGACUGGAGGUGUGUUGGGUCAUUGUCCUGUUGAAAAACAAAUGAUAGUCCCACUAAGCCCAAACCAGAUUGGAUGGCGUAUCGCUGCAGAAUACUGUGGUAGCCAUGCUGGUUAAAUGUGCCUUGAAUUCUUAAUAAAUCACAGACAGUGUCACUAGCAAAGCACCCCCACACCAUAACACCUCCUCCUCCAUGCUUUACGGUGGGAAAUACACAUGCAGAGAUCAUCCGUUCACCCACACCGCGUCUCACAAAGACACGGCAGUUGGAACCAAAAAUGUGGACUCCUGCCAAAGGACACAUUUCCACCGGUCUAAUGUCCAUUGCUCGUGUUUCGUAGCCCAAGCAAGUAUCUUCUUCUUAUUGGUGUCCUUUAGUAGUGGUUUCAUUGCAGCAAUUCAACCAUGAAGGCCUGACUCACACAGUCUCCUCUGAACAGUUGAUGUUGAGAUGUGUCUGUUACUUGAACUCUGUGAAGCAUUUAUUUGGGCUGCAAUUUCUGAGGCUGGUAACUCUAAUGAACUUAUCCUCUGCAGCAGAGGUAACUCUGGGUCUUCCAUUCCUGUGGCGGUCCUCAUGAGAGCCAAUUUCAUCAUAGCGCUUGAUGGUUUUUGCGACUGCACUUGAAGAAACUUUCAAAGUUCUUGAAAUGUUCCGGAUUGACUGACCUUCAUGUCUUAAAGUAAUGAUGGACUGUCAUUUCUCUUUAUUAUUUGAGCUGUUCUUGCCAUAAUAUGGACUUGGUCUUUUACCAAAUAGGGAUAUUUUCUGUACACCCCCCUACCUUGUCACAACACAACUGAUUGGCUCAAAUGCAUUAAGAAGGAAAUAAUUUCCACGAAUUAACUUUUAAGAAGGCACACGUGUUAAUUGAAAUGCAUUCCAGGUGACUACCUCAUGAAGCUGGUUGAGAGAAUGCCAAGAGUGCGCAAAGCUGUCAUCAAGGCAAAGGGUGGCUAUUUGAAGAAUCUCAAAUAUAAAAUAUAUUUUGCUUUGUUUUACACUUUUUUGGUUACUACAUGAUUCCAUAUGUGUUAUUUCAUAGUUUUGAUGUCUUCACUAUUAUUUUACAAUGUAGAAAAUAGUACAAAUUAAGAAAAACCCUUGAUUGAGUAGGUGUUCUAAAACUUUUGACCGGUGGUGUACUUAUAUGAUAUUAUCUGCUAAUUGAUUCGUUACACUGGAGGAGGAGUUCCAUAAGGGUUCCAGUGAUUGCAGUUCUGACUGCAGUGGUGAAAUGACGUAACUCGAUUACGUACAGGAUGCUGACAUGUCUUGAUGAGAGCAUUGGAUGUUAUUGUGAUUUUUAGUAAUGCUAUGCUGAUAGUAGAAAUGUUGCUGAUAUCUAUAGUAAUACUGUACCCUCUAUUAUAUUUACAUUUUAGUAAUUUAGCAGAUGCUCUUAUCCAGAGUGACUUACAGGAGCAAUUAGGGUUAAGUGCCUUGCUCAACGGCCCAUCAACAGAUUUUUCAGUCGGCUCGGGGACUUGAACCAGCGACCUUUCGGUUACUGGCACAACGCGAACCAGCGACCUUUCAGUUACUGUCCCAAUGCUCUUAACCGCUAGGCUAACUGCUAGGCUAACUGCCACAGAGUUUUCUAUACAGCUUUAGGCUCAUACGUGAUUCUGUUCAUUGUGUUUUGAUCUCAUGAUUCUGUUGCGUUUCCUCCUCCUUACAGAGCAUGGCUCUAAAGGCCACCUAGACCUGACUGAGUUGAUUGGGGUGCCGCUCCCUCCCUCUGUCACCUAUAUCACCGGCUAUGAGGGCUUCCGGCCGGCCUACAACUUCGGGCCCGGCGCCAACAUCGGACGCCUCACCAAGACCUUCAUGCCCGACCCUUUCUUCAAGGACUUUGCCAUCAUCGUCACCAUUAGGCCCAGCAGCAACCAGGGAGGGGUGCUGUUCGCCAUCACUGAUGCCCAGCAGAGGGUGGUGCAGCUGGGGCUGGCGCUGACAGCCGUGGAGGAUCAGACUCAGAGUAUUCAGCUGUACUACACCGAGGGGGGCCAGGGGUCCUCACACAGCCAGCAGGUGGUGUCUUUCAAGGUGCCUGAUAUGACCAAAAAGUGGACAAUAUUCACUCUGUCGGUGCAGGACCAGGAGGUGCGCCUCUAUAUGGACUGUGAUGACUUCCAAGCAGAGACCUUCCACAGGAGCAGCCACCAGCUCAGCUUUGAGCCCAGCUCAGGCAUCUUUGUGGGCAACGCUGGAGGGACUGGGCUGGAGAGGUUUGUGGUAAGUCGAGGGUUGCUUCUGAUCAUUUUACAGUACCAUGUCUUACUGUAGGUUUAUGUGUGCUGGGUUUGGGUGGGUUGGUCUCUCUCUCUCUCUCUCUCUCUCUCUCUCUCUCUCUCUCUCUCUCUCUCUCUCUCUCUCUCUCUCUCUCUCUCUCUCUCUCUCUCUCUCUCUGUGUGUGUCUAUGUUUAAUUCUUUGCACAAAUUACUUGCACUGUGUGGAUUGUUAGUCCUACUCUGUUUGCCCAGGCUGCGUUAGCAUGAACAUUACUCCAUUAACAUGAUAAAAGACUCAAAGGUCAUCUGUGUUUAAUUAGUCUUAACUACUGUCCUAAAAGCUUCACAGCUGGGACAUCUUCCCAUUCGCUAUGCACCACUUGUCUAGCAUACAAUAUCGGAUUUCAACAAGAAUGUUUAGCUAUAUCAUAAAUAGUGAUUAAUGUAUGAAUAUGCUCAGUCAGUUUCUCAGAAUCAGCACAUAUAAGGUUGUAUAACUCCGCUCCAAACAUCCUGAAAUUUGAGAGCCAUCGAUAGUACACAGACUAACGGGAGGUCCUGGCAGUCUCUCAGAGAGGAAGGGAGAGAUCAGCUUUGUUUAAUAAACAGACCCAUGGUCAGCUCUGCUCAGCUCAAGUCCUCACGUUCAUGUGUCCUGUGAUGUCUGUUCCAGUUUUUGCUUCUCUGAGAGGAGAAACGGUGAGGUUCACUAACUGAGGAAUUAAGGAGGCGACAGUAGUGUCUGGUCUAGUCAAAACAAUAUCUCCCACAUACCACACAUUGACUGUCAACCAGUGUAGUUAUGGAGAGUGAGACCAUUGAGAUAUUUCAUAUUGAUUAUCUAUGAAGAGAGAACUAUUCAGCUGGUUCAAUAUAACCAAUUAAAAUAUUCAUAUUAAUAAUUUUGUUGGGUGUCAUACUUCUAGAUCAAGUCCAGUAAGAGCAGAACUUCCCCUAAAGCCCACUUCUAUUAGGUCAAACAAACACUGAGCUAUUUAUGUUCGUAUUCUUAUAUUUUAUUAUUUCUUAUUGUUGUUGCAUUGUUGAGAAGGAACCUGCAAGUAAGCAUUUCAUUGGACAGUGUAUACCAUGUGUAUCCUGUACAUGAUAUGACUAAUAAAAACUUGAUGAAGUGAAUGGGACUUUCUCCACGCCCCUAAAUGAACCAUCCGGCAACAUUCUUUAUUAGUAUGCUGCUGCGCCUCGAGAGUUCUGACGGUGGUGGUGGUGGUGUGUGUUUGGGAAAGUGGUUUCCGUGGCGACGGCAGCAAAGUGGGCAGCUUUUCCUUUUGUUGUUGUGAGGCAAUUUGGUGCUGGACUGGCGAGGGGCCUGAGAUGGCCAAUAGGGGUACACCACAGUCAGUCAGUCAGUCAGUCAGAGCAGAGGGGCCAGAGAGGGAGGGGGGAUAAUAAGAGGGAGGGGUAGAGAGAGGGGAAAGUGGGAGAGGAGGAGGUGAGAGGAGGUGAGAGGGGAAGAUGGGGGGCGAGAGAGGGGGAGAUGAGGUGGGAAAGGAGGGGUAGAGCGGGAGGAAGAGUAGGCGGUAGAAUAAGGGAGUCCCACAGUUAAUCAUCAAGCCAACAGAACACAGUGGACUGUCAUGCGGGGCGAUACAAUACUGCUGGGUUAAACUCUGUGCCACGAGAUGGCUCUGGCCCUUCAAAACCAGCCAGGACGACAAAGCUCCGAGUUUUGUUCUGAUGCAGCCUUGAUUCGUUUCACUCUCACUCUCUCUCUCUAUCUGUCUUUCUAUCUUUGGUCUUGUGUUCUGUCUCUGUCUCUCUAUGCAAUAUUGUCUGUUUUUAUGAUUUUACAGUAGUAAAUGUGUUUCAGUAGUUUGCUGUGUUCCAUACUGACUGACUGUGGGGCCAGUAUUUUACAUCCCACUGAUCCCAGAUCAGAAUCUGCCUCUUUCUCUCUCGCUCUCGCUCUCUACAUCAGCACAAUAACUCCUUAUCAUACAUCACCAAAGCAUUAUCACAUAGCUCUCUCUUUCUCUCCCUCUGUACAGGGCUCUAUCCAGCAGCUGGUGAUCAAAUCAGACCCCAGGGCUGCAGAGGAGCAGUGUGAGGAAGAUUAUCCCGAUGUGAGUGUCUACACACCACAUCCUGACACAAUACACAUUCAGUUCCAUUGAUAUGUAUGUAUCCAUAGCCUUGAGAUCCUGACAUUCUAGAGGCCUCUUGAAAAAGAAAAGGAGAGCCUCACACUCUAGGAGCUCAGAUGCAAAUAUUCUAGAGGCCUCGUAUUGAGUAACGUGUUGAGCGUUUGGCUCGCAAGACAAAUUUAUCCAUGGCUUGACUUGCAUAAAGAAUACACUUGGCUCUCUCUAGUGUUCAAAAGAGGGAAUAAUGUUUACUAGUUGACGGUCACUUUUAACUGGCUCUCACUCACAUCACUCACAUCCAUUUGAAUCACAGGAGGUUGGUGGCACCUUAAUUGGGGAGAACGGGCUCGUGGUAAUGACUGGAGCGGAAUCAGUGGAAUGAUAUCAAAUACAUCAAACACAUGAUUUCCAGGUGUUUGAUGCCAUUCCAUUUGCCGUUCUCCCCUCAGCAGCCUCCACUGAUUUGAAUGUACAUAGCUGCCACUACUCUCGCCUUGCUUCACCUAAAUUAUGUGAAUGAAGAGUUCCCUCUAGUGGUUAGUUAGGGAAAUUCUACUUCUAGGUCACUGGUGUCAAAAUCAUGUUUGGAUGGAGAGAUGUAUGGUGGUAGUCUUCUGUAUUCCAGGCUUCUGGGGAUGGGAGUGGGGACGAAACGAUGGACGACCGUGAAACAGAGGAUGAGCUGAUGAACAUGGAACGAAGAAAGGAAACAGCACGGGUGAGUAAAGAUGGAUAGUGUGAGCAUGGGGUGUGAGAGAUUGUGUUCAGUGAGAGGCUGUCAACGGACGCUGGGUGAGCAGAGAUGAGAGAGAGAACAUCCGUCCACACAACUAAGAUUGGCUUGGACACAAGGCACAUUGCUGUCUGAGCAACACUUUCUGACAGACUUCAUUGGAAGUCUCUUACAUAAGCCUUUGACAUGUAGUGGAACAUCUUUUGUCUGUUUCAUCAGUUUCAAUUUGUACUGAUACAAAACACAAGUAUGUAAUAGUGAACACUGGGGGGAUAUAUUCCAGUAGGACGAUUCAGUACCUCUAUCCCUCUACCCAGUUUUGCGAAACCCAAUAACUAGCCUGCUAAUAUUGUUGCACUCGUUAAGUCUAGGGGUCUUAAGCCUUGUUACAUGGUCUGUAACCUGAAUGAAUGUGUGCAUUUAUGUGAGAAAUCAGCGUUUGAGGACCGUGUUGAAUGCACAUCACUGCAUGGAAAGGCACAUUUACGGGUCGAACACGCCAGUGCACAAUUCCAAAAACAGUUUCUGGAAAUUUGCGUGAAAGUGCACAGCCCUGAACACGUCCGGUAUAUCUCCGAUAACGGACCACUUGUGUGUGCGGACGUGUGUACGGGCAUGUAUAUAUCCGGAACGGUUCAGUAAAUCCCCACACGUCCACCCACAUCUUGAAAUUCCAAUGCAUGUUUGACGUCAGUUGCAAUACAUCUCUGUCCACGUCCGCCCAAGUCUCUCCCAUAAAUGUCAGUAAAUAACCGUGCACUUGUUUAAGGCUGUGCAUGCUUAUUCGCCACAAUGAAUGCUAAUGCUAGUCAUUGCUAGCUUGCCUUAGUGGCUGUCAAUGGUAUAUUAAAAACACAAUUAAUUGUGGAAUUAAUUAAUUAGUGAAUUAAGAAUAGCUAUUAUUAAUAUCACACCUCAGGGUUCCUACACCUUUUCAGAAAAAAUUAUGUAAGCACCACUAUCAAGGUUUUCCCUGCACCUCACAAUGUCGCUAUACUAUCGCUAAACAUCUCUUAGUUCCUUGAAUAAAACACACAAAUCCACUCUAUAAUUUCAGCAGAGAAGGAGAAAGCAGGUAAUAGUAUCUGCAUUUAGUCUAAGCAGGGCCUGAAACUAAAGUAACCGCCAUGGAGGCUCGACCUGGGCCAAGCUGGAGGAAUUCUGCCAGUACAAUGCUUGAGUUUAAUAUUUUUUACUUUCAUCUUUGAAUUUCAAAUGUGGUGCUUACCAGCUUACAUUUGUGUAAACAGGUAUACACCAAAUGAAGGAAAUAUGAACGAGACUAUUCAAAAGUUUUCAAAAGAAUCAAGCACUAUACUGACAGUCAUCCAGCUUGGCCCAGGGCGAGCCUCCAUUGGGGUUACUGUGGUGCUAUAGUGUUGAGGGUAGAGGGGUCCAUGGGAUCUAGGUUGCUUUGACGAAAACUCCCCAUAUAUGAUUUGUGUGGUGUGGCUCGCCAAGUAGCUCUGGUCCCUCUCCAAGUUCUUGACAAAGGGCAGUGAGCGCCUCACUCUGGAAGCAGGGGGGGGCUUAACGAACCACACUGGUUUUCCGUUUUGCAGGCCAUCCUCAUCGCUCAUCAGGUCAACAUUAACUCCUGUCCAAAUGUCUCUCAUCCUCUGCAAGCACUCUUGACUGUGCAUCUAGAAGCAAAAACUAAGAAAACUAUAGAAUACAGUAAACAAAUGCAUCAGUCUCAAGUCAUGCAUAUUCAUAUAUACUGAACCAAAAUAUAAACGCAACAUGCAACAAUUUCAAAGAUUUUACUGAGUUAUAGUUCAUAUAAGGAAAUCAGUCAAUUGAAAGAAAUUCAUUAGGCCCUAAUAUAUGGAUUUCACAUGACUGGGCAGGGUAUGAAAAAUUUAUGCACUCACUAACUGUAAGUCGCUCUGGAUAAGAGCGUCUGCUAAAUGACUAAAAUGUAAACUGUAAAUGGGUGCAGCCAUGGGUGGGCCUGGGAUAGGCCCACCCACUGGGGAGCCAGGCCCAGCCAAUCAGAAUGCGUUUUUCCCAACAAAAGGGCUUUAUUACAGACAGAAAUACCUUCAGACGAUCCUGCAGAUGAAGAAGCCGGAUGUGGAGGUUCUGGGCUGGCAUGGUUCCACGUGGUCUGUGGUUGUGAGGCCAGUUGGACGUGCUGCCAAAUUCUCUAAAAUGACGUUGGAGGCAGCUUAUGGUAACAAAAUUCUCAUUAGAUUCUCUGGUAACAGCUCUGAUGGACAUUCCUGCAGUCAGCAUGCCAAAUGCACGCUCCCUCAAAACGUGAGACAUAUGUGGCAUUGUGUUGUGUGACAAAAUUGCACAUUUUAGAGUGGCCUUUUAUUGUCCCCAGCACAAGGUGACCUGUGUAAUGAUCAUGCUGUUUAAUCAGCUUCUUGAUAUGCCACACCUGUCAGGUGGAUGGAUUAUCGUGGCAAAGGAGAAAUGCUCACUAACAGGGAUGUACACACAUUUUGAGAGAAAUAAGCUUUUUGUGUGUAUGGAAAAGGUCUUUUUUCAGCUCAUGAAACACGGGACCAACACUUUACAUGUUGCAUUUAUAUUUUUCUGAACUUUAAUUUAAAGCCCCACCAACCCCAGAUAGAGAUAUUAAAGGGGAAUUCCAACCUAUCACGUAAACCCCACCCCCCCAAAAAAACAAAUUAAUAUAAGUGAAAUUACUGAGAUUAUUAGUAUUAUAGGAAUAUUGUGAAAACAAUAGUUGAAUUCCACCUGGUUGAAAGGGGCUUCACAUGCUUUUGGCUCCAUGCACCGGAUGUAUCGCCCUCAAACAACUAGCCAAAGAUAAUGUAAUGACCCAGCUGGGUCAUAAAGGAAAAAGAGACGGACACCAGAUGUGCAGGGCAGAACACAGGUUUAUUCCUAAACUGGGCUAUUGUUCAGGCCACAGUCCACGCCGCUAAAUUCCGAACGUACACAAAUAUACCAUGUCAAGUUAAGGGUCACCCUCCUAGGAGCAGGUCAGGGUCCCGAACAGAAGAGAGAGAGAUGAGACAGUAGCCCCUAUUUAUGCAUUUCAAAACCCCAUGGGAUUACCCAUCAUACCCCCUCAACCUUUCCGUCUGUCCUGGCAUAUUGAACCCCUGCUAGCACCUAUGAGAACAAUAACACACCCAUGAAAACUGAACACAAUACCGGGUCGUUACAAUAAUUAUAAUCAAACGAGAUAUGCAACAAGUUAUGCAUGUGAUACUGGCAGUACACAGAGCUACAAGCAUGUGGGCGUUUUUGCCAAAAUAUGAACCUGGUUCAUGAUUACUGUUAUUUUCAGUAAAACAGUCAAUGCAGUUCUGAUACAGAGGCAAUUAGUGUUCCAACAAAGUACAGCAAAUCGGUGAUUAAUGGAACCCCAGGGGCUAUAGCAGCCACUCUAGACCAGGUGGUUGGAAUUCAACAUUUGUUUUCAUUCUACUCUUCUAGACUCAAAUAUAUAACUUGAAACAUGUAAUUGGGCCAUGCACCACCUUUGUAUUCCAAGGACCAGGAGUAAUACAGGAGUGGUAAAACUAGGGUUACACAGAAGCUACUUGUACAAAAAGGCUUACCACCUUUCUCCUCUGGCAACCCUUCUUUGCGUGUUUCUCCACGAUUGUGUCCCCUAUGUUCUCAGGUAAACCUGAAAGAUACGCCCGCCUCAAUCUCGUAAUAGGUGGCACAAGAACCUGCAAUGGAUAUAAGCAAAAGGUUAAUUGUAUGUUGGUUUGGUGCAUCGCCUUGUUAUCGUAUGUAAAAAGGCAUUAAACAUAACUUUGAGCGUUUCACUCUUUUUCUCCUGUGUAAACACAGCCUAUUCUCACUAGAUGUGUAUGUAGCUAUGACACCCAUGCAUUGUAUGGGCAACACCAGUAUAUCUCCUUCACUCUAUUUAUACAGUGCCAAUUGUACAAUAAAAUUAUAGAAGAGGCCUGUAUUAAAUGUAAAAAAUAAAACAGCUAGCAACAUAAGCUAGUAGGGCGAAAUGGAAAUUCACACCCACGACCGUGCACCUCAAAUAUCACAGGAAUAUAGCAGAUCCGAUUUCACCCAGAAACUCUGCUUUUCAUGCAGUGCAUGUGCCCAGAAGACAGCAACGUACCGAGUUCAGGGCCAGCUCCGACUUGACCUCCUGGUUGGCCAGUCCAAGCGGAUUAUAAUUUGUUCAAAUGGUGACGAAACAUAAAUAUGUACAAAAAGGAAAAAUACCAAAGGCAUGCCCAAACUAAAGACAUCAUGGCCACUAAACAAACCCAGUAGCCUCACGGCUUGCCCCCUGAGACACUGACUGAAUAUCACCUUAAUUGGCAGCACUUGGUGUGCUUAUCAACCAGGCCCCCUGGGGGAAUGGAGUGUGGAAGUGUAACCUGGAUAGCGUGUUUGUCUAUGUCCCCCCCAUAUCAAGUCUCUACACUGGCCUUUGAUGUGUCUGUUAUGUCUACUGGUAGCAGUGGUUGUUUAUCAGGAAAAUGUGGCCAACCCCCACAUCCUUGUCAAUAGGAAGCAAACACAGAUACAGUGCUGCACUCAUGUACCCAGUGAAGAUCACUUUUUGUUGUCUGUUUCUCUUCUGUUCCGGGAGUGCUCCAGAUUCCAGCUGUGUGUAUGCUACAUUGACUUUCAUCCUCCCAACACUAACACACCAAUUUACUUACCCCCCCUCUCUCUCGCUCGCUCUCUCUCUCGCUCUCUCACUCUCUCGCUCACUUUUUACUCUUUCUCACAUUCACUCUUUAUCUCUCUCUCUUCCUCCUUAAUAUUUUUCUCCCUCCAGCCAGAGGAUAUGCUGAGCGGGCCGGUGCGAGCCCCGCCCACAGAGUCUCCGGAGGUGGAGCUAGAUGAGUACUCAGGUCACCUGACUCCCACAGAGGAGGCCCAUCAGGAGAUGCUGCUCAGAGGUGGGGAAGGCAGGUUCACCAUGCUCUUAUCUUAACCAAUCAUCAUAUUACAUUUACAUUUUAGUCAUUUAGCAGACGCUCUUAUCCAGAGCGACUUACAGUUAGUGAAUACAUUUUUUUUUUUUAUACUGGCCCCCCGUGGGAAACGAACCCACAACCCUGGCGUUGCAAACGCCAUGCUCUAUCAACUGAGCUACAUCCCUGCCCGGUCAUUCCCUCCCCUACCCUGGACGACGCUGGGCCAAUUGUGCGCCGCCCAUGAGUCUCCCGGUCACGGCCGGCUGCGACAGAGCCUGGAUUCGAACUAGGAUCUCUAGUGGCGCAGUUAGCACUGCGAUGCAGUGCCUUAGACCACUGCGCCACUCAGGAGACUAUGGCAGUACAGGGCACUUUCAUAUAACUGAUAAUUGAGCUUGAUUUAACUCGUCUGGUGACUAUGUCAAUUGUUAUUAGAUUUUCCCUUUGCAUUGAUCAAUCAUAUCUGUCUCUCAUUGGUUAAUAUUGUUGGUUGAAUACAUCAUAUAUCCCUCAUUGGUUAAUCCUAUUGAUGUCUCUUAUUCCUCUCUCAGGACCCAACCAGACAGAGGAGCCAGAGAGGUCAGGGGAUGUAAGUAAUAGUUACGUGCCUCAAAACCUGAUGUCCUUUAAAUGCUUAAUUCAUUAUUCAGUAUUUAAUACAUCUUCUUACACAACGUUCUCCUCUUUGCGCUGAUCAUCAGGGUGGGCCUCUUAGCCACAGACAGAAAGGAGAGCGAGGAGAGCCUGGGCCUAUGGGUCCUGCUGGUCCCCGUGGCCCCCCUGGCCCCUCCACUCCCUCUGAGGGUAGGAGGUCUGGGCACAGCCAGCCAGGACCCAGGGGCCCUCAGGGGCCUUCAGGACCAACAGGGGCCCCUGGGGUGCCAGGGAAGGAUGGACAGCCAGUGAGCUUUAUGUCAUUACUCUGUGAUAGUAGUACAUGUUUGAUUAUGUUUUCUAUUACCUUCACUUGACAUGACUGAAAAGAUAAAUCAAAGGAGCAUUCACAUUUUUCAGGGAAGCAAGGGUGAAGAUGGAGAUCCAGUGAGUAAUUCUGGUCUUGUGUCAAAUUGUACUGUUCUGUCAUACAUAAAUACUGUAUGUUUUAAGAAAUGACCUAAUCUAUGGUCAUCUCCACAGGGACAGAGAGGACCUCAAGGUUUCCCAGGUUUGGCAGGGGAGGUUGGAGUCAAAGGAGACAAGGUACAGUAAUAAAAGGUGUUCAAAGGAAAAAUGUAUAUUCAAUGUGUGUGAGAUAGGCAGUUAGUCGUACCCUGUGUUCUCUUCUGUACAGGGGGACCCAGGAGCAGGCCUACCAGGGCCUCCAGGCCCCCCUGGACCUCCCGGACCCCUCAGAUCACACAGCGUACCGGUGGGUAGCAGUGUAACAUCCUGGAAACAUCGGAUUGAACUGGGGAUCAAAUGGGGAUUUGUCUUAAUUGCCUGUUUUCCUUUGAAUUGCAGUACGGAGAGGAUGCACUCAGCUCUGGCUUUGGGGACCUUGAUGAUACAGAAUUGAUCAGAGUAAGAACUUUAAUUCUGCUGUCAUCUGUUAUGUUUUUCUCUAAUAAAAUGUCUCUAGGAGGAGUAUUUUAUCCACAUACUGCCAGCCUUAUCUCGCAAGAUUUCAUAAAUAUGUUUUGCUACACUUGCUUGCGAGAUCAGGCUGGAAGUACGAGGCUACGAGAAUUCAUCACUCAAUGUUAAACGUGUGCCAUGCAUCCCAUAUCCAACAGGUGGUGGUGUUUAAUCUGAUCACCUAUAGUUGAGACCAACCCACUGUGAUGAUUUUACAGUAAGGUGUCCUCUCUCUCCUAGGGUCCUCCUGGCCCUCCAGGUCAACCUGGCCCCCCUGGACCCACCAGCCCCUUCAACGCCUCUGAAGGCCUGUUCCCUGGACAACCAGGUCCUCCUGGCAGAUAUGGCCUUGUUGGGAAACCUGGACCUCCGGUGAGUUGUCUGUCUAUCUCACGUUCUCCCUAAGAUCCACUAUUGAUGUUUCCACCUGUUACCACCCAUUUUCACCUGUUAUUGAUGUUCCCACUUUUGUUUUGUAUUGUACAUUUUAUUUUGUUAUACUCUUCUAUAUGUGUAUGCAUGCAUUGUAGUUGACAGUGGUUUCCUCGCCACUCUCUGUUGUUAUUGACCUGGCUGUCCCUGGCCUUUAUUGUUUCAGGUGAUUGAGGAUUGGUUUAGUGGUUCUGACUUGGGCUCUGGGUUUGGCUCAGGGUUGUUCGGCUCUGGGCUUGGUUCUGGCGAGGUAUUUCCCUGGUUCCUUCACUGAACCAGUAGGCUUGAAAAGGCAGAACGUUCUCUCCAACCAUGUUUUCUAACAGCCUGGCCCAUUUAACUUACUGUACGUGAGAUGAGUGUGUGUGUGUGUGUGUGUGUGGGGGGGGGUGUGUGUCACUGGUGUAUCACACAAGGCCGGGGGGCCCACUAGCUCUGGGGGCCUUUUGUUGGGGGAAGGGCAAACAUUUUGCCAAGGUUAACAUUUUUAGAAUUACAGGAAUUUAGCUGUACAACUGCAACAUUUUCUCUCAGCAUCAUGGCAAAAUGUGUAAAAUAGCAUGAAAUUAGCUAUAAAACUGCAGAAUGUUUCUCUUUGCCCCAUGGCAAAAUGUAUAGAACCCCCCCCCCCCCCUAAUUCUAACAGCCUUGCUCAGACCUUGCGGGGGCCCCCACGAAACUGAGGUACGCCACUGGUGUGUGUGUGUGUGCACGCAUGUGCUUCUGCUUAGAAUUGUUUACCCAUCUAUGAAACCAUCAGGGGUCUAUGCUCAUCCCCCAUCCCCUCAUUAAGCGGGAAACAACCUAGGUUUGACUUGAUGGACAUUGAGCUUGAGCUAUAUGCUUCAUACAUCAAACAUGGUCAAGCUACAUUGGAGAGAACCUGCCUUUUUAUAUAAGUCUGUUGCCUGCGUGCUUUCACUAACUGCAUUUAUGGAGCUUGCCCUUUAUUUUUUUACAGUCAAUGAGCCAUGUUGUUCCUUUAGGAAUGGCAAAAGGGACAAUGGUGGCAACGGCUGGCUAUGUUUUUUCUAUUUUAGACAGAGGAAUAUCAUAUUUUAUGAUGAAAAGUAACUAAUUCUGUGGGAUUCAAUAUCAAAUUCUCACCAUGAAUAAUUACCAUGAAGAGAAAUAUUUUAAAUGACUUGUUGGAAGUUAUCUUUGCAACUGUAUCUAUGGUAGCUACUAUCAUUCUAAGGAAAGCAAGACAGUCUUGGUCAUGAUAGACUAGUCACUUGACUUGUGUGACCUGUAUGUGCAGGAAAUUCAGAGAGCAACGGUUGUGACAUCACAUCUCUCUGCUGUUGAUUUCAGGGUCAACCUGGUCUGGAUGGGGAUGUUGGGCCGACAGGGCCUAAAGGUCUGAAAGUAAGAUGACAGUUACUCUGGAAGCUAUUGUUUGCAUUUUCUAAGGGAAUGUAGCUGAUUUGAUCCCCCACAAUCAUUUCCAUUGCAAAUGCUUACUUUAACCUAUCUCUCUUCCUCACAUAGGGUGAACAAGGACUAGUUGGACCAAAUGGACCAAAGGUAUUUCUAACCAUCUGACCACUCAGUUAUCAGUUAUAAAAAUGCAUUAAUCAAACAAUGAGACCUAAGUUCCUAAUCAAGCUGCUGACAUGCAUAUCUACUACUAUACUGUGUUCUUCAUAGUCAGUUUUGGGCUUAUUCUUCCCUGCAGGGUGAAUCAGGUGACCCAGGGUUGGCAGGAGCUACAGGACCGAGGGGACCAGAGGGGAAGAGGGGCGACCCUGGCCCUCGGGGGCUGCCUGGCCCCCCCGGACCCCCAGGAGCAGGAUUGUUUGUUGAGGUGCUGUUUUGUUGAUUUUACUGUUGAGUCAGUUUCCUAUCAUACGGUUGUCUUGUUUUGUCUCUAUUGAUUCUGAAUGCAACAAUGUUGUGUGUUGGUGCUUGCAGGACAUGGAAGGGUCUGGGAAGCAUGACAUGCUCCUUGGCGCAGGACUCAAAGGCCCUCAG
Molecule: messenger RNA, 19365 nt
Organism: Coregonus sp. 'balchen'
Lineage: Eukaryota; Metazoa; Chordata; Actinopteri; Salmoniformes; Salmonidae
Source: the annotation of a GenBank genome assembly